Messenger RNA from Sycon ciliatum, 1842 nucleotides. RefSeq lists its product as uncharacterized. The record is from RefSeq and is a predicted model, not a curated record. Lineage: Eukaryota; Metazoa; Porifera; Calcarea; Leucosolenida; Sycettidae. The transcript is spliced from 3 exons. Gene Ontology annotation, molecular function: catalytic activity. The coding region runs from base 1 to 1842 and encodes 613 amino acids.
AUGUCGUCUGAGGAGUCUCCCACCGCACCAGCAGAUGUAGACCUUGCUGUGAUGGACAAUCAGGAGAUCCGGCAUCUCGCCAAGAGUCAUAGACUGGAACACUCGGGACUUUUCCGUACCCAGAUAGUCAAGCUUCUUCGCGACAACGGUAUUAGUUCGUCGACAAACUCAGCAGGUCAGUCUGACAAGGUGCGCGAUGUUGUUCAGCAGGCAUUGGCCGAUAUUGCAAAAAAUGUUAAAGAAUUGGCCGCCAAGGUAGCCCUAAUUUCUGCCUUGCAGUUGGAGGUGUCGUCCCUUCGAGGAGAAUUGGCGGCUCUCAAAGAAAGGAACUCUGAUCAUGACCCUGUACAAACUAGCACACCUGAACCUCAACCCGUACGUGUACAACCGCCUGCUGACAGCGUCAGAUUGUACAGCGCGGCGGCACGUGCACAGUCGUCACAGAAUUACACCCUGGUCAGACGCGACAGGCCAACUCAUGGCGGAGGCUUAGCAGCAUAUGUAAGAGAUCAUCUCCGAGCCCGAAUUGUGAAGGCUGACACCCAGGUGGAAAUGCUCAUGUUAGAGGUCAGUGGGCAGCGUUCCAAGGUUCUCCUUGGUGGUGUGUACCGUCCUCCAGGCACUCCUGUGCAAUUCUGGCAAGACUUGACGAAUGCACUAGACACUGUCAUCUCCACACUUCCCACGUCACCUCUGGUCCUUGUUGGAGACUUCAAUGUCGAUGUAAGCUCCCGCGACAGCCCCCAGCUAAACAGCUUGCUGCACCUGUGUAAUUCUUUCGACAUCAAGAACCAAGUGGACAGUCCUACCAGAAUUGGACCCCAAGGCAGCCAAACAACCCUGGAUCUCGCUCUGGUCAGAGACGAUCAUGUGAACUCUUGUGUCGUAGUACCUUGUACAAUCAGUGACCACUUCGCUCUGGCACUUGAUUUGCGACUCACAACGUCCUGCACACCGACCGUGCGACGUGGCCGUAACAUUGCAAGAAUUGAUAUGGGUCAAUUUGCACACCACCUUCUAAAUAGCGAUCUAGAGAACUUCUGCUUUACGCGGACAGAAGAUGAAAUGUGGGAUAUGUGGCUGGAGAAACUUGUCGCUGCCUUGAACACUCAUGCUCCUAUCCGUCUACACCGCCCAAGAGCUCCUACCCGGAAAUCCUUCCCCUGGAAGACGCCAGCUCUACAUGACCUAGUCCAGCGACGUGACGCGGCCCAUCGACGGUGGAAAGCAUCACCUGCAGACCCGGCACUACGCAAUGUCUUCACUUCUGCCCGAGACGAAGCCAAGCGUAUGUCACGACAUCUCCGAGCCACCUACUUCAGGGACCUUCUUGCUGCUAGUCAGGCCAACGCACGAAAAACCUGGCAGACCAUCAACUACCUCAGCGGUCGUAACAAGUCCUCAGUUCCACCAGCCGUCAGUAUCUCACAGCUCAGUGACCAAUUCAGCGGUGUUGUGCCAGACCGAACUAGACCACUACGUCUCUCAGCCCCAUUGGGUCCCACGAAGAAGGAAUGCCUCGAAGAAUUUGCUCCAGCAAGUGUGCAAGAGAUCGCUAAGCUGCUCUCCAACAUCGACGUGCGCAAAGCUGCAGGCAGCGACCAGGUUCCAGCUGCAAUCCUCAAACACUGUUCUCCUGUCCUUGCACCGUCCCUCACCAUACUAAUCAAUGCAUCUCUGGCUUCUGGUGUUGUUCCUGCAUCUCUGAAGAUUGCGGAUGUUCGUCCCCUCUUCAAGUCAGGCGACAAAGCUGUCGCUAAGAACUAUAGACCAAUAUCGUUAUUACCAAUAGUUUCCAAAGUCCUGGAACGGGUAGUCCACACGAGACUCUUUGGUUCAUGA